AUUUUUUUAUUGGCCUGGAUGUCACUGCAACAUAAUGCAGCCCAAUAUGAUGGCAGGCUCCCCGCUCCAGCCCUCCCCCCGCCUCUCAUGUGUCUACAUUUCCAUCCCAUGGCCGUCUCUAGGUGAUUUAGCGCCGCCAGUCUCAAGCAGGUGUCCAACAUGGCGAUCACGGGGAGCGGAUCUCUCGCUAUUUCUCUCUCAGUUUUCGUCAUUUCCGCGGCAUUUCUUCCGAAAGGAGCUGCUGAAAUCGUGACAGUCGAAGGUCAGAACCUGGGGACGGACAACGUGUCGGUGAUCGAGGGGGAGACGGCCACCAUCAGCUGCAGAGUGAAGAACAACGACGACUCCGUCAUCCAGCUGCUCAACCCCAACAGACAGACCAUCUACUUCAAAGACGUUCGACGUGAGUGUCGCUUUAACAGUCAUGAUGUCACACAAUGA
This is a messenger RNA of Thalassophryne amazonica, 441 nucleotides long. RefSeq names its product cell adhesion molecule 1-like. NCBI's taxonomy places the organism in Eukaryota, Metazoa, Chordata, Actinopteri, Batrachoidiformes, Batrachoididae. The record is from RefSeq and is a predicted model, not a curated record. The transcript is spliced from 3 exons. Gene Ontology annotation, molecular function: signaling receptor binding. Gene Ontology annotation, biological process: cell recognition; detection of stimulus; susceptibility to natural killer cell mediated cytotoxicity. Gene Ontology annotation, cellular component: neuron projection; plasma membrane; synapse. The coding region runs from base 160 to 441 and encodes 93 amino acids.